Sceloporus undulatus (fence lizard) is the source of this 6686-nucleotide messenger RNA. Its product is annotated as protein ITPRID1-like. Gene Ontology annotation, molecular function: signaling receptor binding. The record is from RefSeq and is a predicted model, not a curated record. The coding region runs from base 156 to 2690 and encodes 844 amino acids. The transcript has 10 exons. Lineage: Eukaryota; Metazoa; Chordata; Lepidosauria; Squamata; Phrynosomatidae.
CUUGUCACAUCUGUUUUGUAAAUAAGUGCAUGAGAGUGCUGGAUAUUUAAUCUUUUCUCUUCAACCACCACCACUCUGAUUUCAUCAGUUUAUCUGCAAGCAAAGAUUCACAAGAAAGCAGAGACAAAAUAGCAGUUCUUUCACCGCCCUUGGGAAUGGUACAAAUGACUGUGCAGAACUACAUGAGAUCCUUACAUCGGUUUUCAGAAAUGCCUGUUCUCUCAAGAUGGAACAGCAUGAGCUCAUCUCUUCCUCUCCCCAAUACUCCAAAAAGUAUCACUGAGUGGCUAGAUUUCUCGGAAAAGGAUCCAGUAGAGGUUUUGCUGGAUUUGGGGUUUGGCACUGAUGAACCAGACAUCUGCACUAAAAUCCCUUCUCGCUUCAUCAGUUGUGCAUCCACUGCUAAAGGAAUCAAUAUCCGUGUCUUUAUUGAAGCCCAAAGGCAGCGCAUGGAUUUAGAAAGUCCCAAUUUGUGUGAUAUGAUAAUGACAAGAACAAAUAGUUGCCAAUCUGACAGCAGUGGAUUUCUGGAAGAUCCUUCUGAGCCCUUACCUCUACAGGCCCUGUCCUUGCCUGGAAACCUGAGACUUAGCUUCAGUUCCCAUGAUGGACAAUCAUUUCUACGACACAGAAAAGAUUCAGUUCCAACAAGCACAGACCUUCAGUCCUAUACAGAGCGGUCCACCACUGACACAUCAAUAGUAAACAGUAGCCAUCAUGAUGUAUUAUUGCCCAGCCUGAGCAGAGAACAUACUUUUCAGGGAGAGGAAAUCUUUUAUUCUAUAAAUGAAGAAGAUGAUCUGUAUGUGACUUUUGGUGGCCAGAUGGAGAGUACUACCAGUGAAACUGGAUUUCAAAUAAAUGAGAAGGAGACACGAAGUGGAGAAGGAGAAUUGGAAAAGGGAGAUAGCUGUGUGCAAGAGUGUCUUUUGUGCCAUCACAGUGAUAGUAUGAAUCAAGUUGAAAUUAACUCUUCAGAAGAAAACUGUCCUUCACACUGUAAUGAAAUAAAUUCCAAUGUAGAUGUAACUCCAGCAAAUAAAAACUCCAUACCUUUCAUUGUACAUAAUGGGGGACAAUUCUGUGAGGACAGAAAAGAAUGCGAUGAACAUUUGACUGAAGAAGUAGAAAUUAAAGAAGAUGCAUGUCUAGAAGGUGUAGCUGUAGGUAUUGCAGGAAAGCCAGAUGAUUUGCAGGUUUGUGGAAAGUUGGACUCCCACAUUCCACUCACAGAUGUCACAAGCAAUUGUCAGGAUAUUGAUGUAAGUGACCCAGUUAUACAUUUGGAUGCAAUCAGGACCAUUAGAACUGAUUGUGAAGUCAAAGCUGCACAACUAGAGCUCAGUGUUAUUCCCAGAAGCUUCCUUCCCGAUGAUAGCUUUUCUCCUUCCUACUUUGGAAAGAGAGAAGAUGGAUCCUUGGACAUGUUACCAGCAAGCAUGGAACUGGGAAAAGAGGAACAUGUCCCUUGCUUUGAAAUGAAUAGUAAUAGCCCCCUUAAAUCUGUCACUGUCCAGAUGUCUUCAAGACUAGUGUCCAAUAUGCAGAGCAUCUCAUUGGGUGAAACUGGUGUAAAAAGCCAGUCGAUGGACUUCUCAGCCAAGGUGCCCCAGAACUCAAAGGAUGAGCCUGUACUGACAUCAAUCCCAGUGGCAUCAAAUGGGGAAGAUGAGCAAAUGAAAGAAGCUUCUAUUCAAACAGACAAGAGCACAACAAAAAAUGAAACUCUCCCCCUAUUUCAUUGUUUUCCUCCAUUUCACCAGCAUGGUCAUCUUGUGAAGUCCACUUCCCUAGACACAGGACUUUAUGGGAAAUAUAGAUCUUACUGCCAUGACCCUUUCAAUGCCUGGUGUGACCAGCACAGAGGUCACUGCUGCUCACUGAACUCCCAUCACAGCUGUUUGAUGUGCACUUACCCCUUUGCUACUUCAUGCAACCACCCUAUGGCAUGUUGUUCAUCUCAUGCUGCCACAGAGCUACAGCUUCUGAAAACUCUCAAGCUGUUGCAGGAUACAACAAUGAGAAAUAUUUCUUCUGGCACAGUCCAUGAAAUUGAAGUGAUGAAAAAUUCAUGCAAAAAGUUUCAAGAACGUCUGGAUGAGAUUGAGCAGCACCUGAUAGAGCAAGAGGCUCUCUUUUCCACCUCAAUGUCCAAUGAAGGACGAGAAGAAAGAAGACAACUGCAGGUCCUACGGCAGGCUGUGCGUCGAGAGGUGGCUGAGUUGGAAUGCCAGCUGCAAGAUCGUAUGCGGCAGGUUAGGGAAGGAAUUCUUAUGCAUCUGGAUCAGUUAUUAAGUGAACAGUCUCACCUGUGCUCAGAACUUGGAAUUCCUGAUUGGAGGGAUGAAAAGGCAUCUAGAACUGACCACAGUCUUCCAAAUAUUGCUUCUCCUUCUUUCGAUGCCAAAGCCAAGUGUUCAAAAAAUACAUGCCACAGGAGAACACCAAGCAGAAGUGCCACAGUCCCAUCCACCUCAUCUGCCUCUCUAUUCAGACAGGAUAAAUUGCAGGCUUCAGCUUUGGCUGCAAGCAAGCUCACUUCUAAAUCAAACCCUGAGGAAGUUCGCACCAGUAAAAAGGAACCUAAAGCUCCUUCUCAGGCCAAAAUGGACUUCAAGGCCUUUAUACAGAAUUUGAAAAGAUCUUUCCGAAAUUCUUUCAGCAAUGAAGCAGCAGAAGGAAAAGACUGAUGGAAAACUCUGCAAUUAUACUUUCCUAUUUUCAUUGAAGCACCUCUCAGAAUGGGAACUAAGCUGCUCUUUUAUAUACAUGAGAAUUACUCAUAAACAUUAAAAUCACUUUUUAUGAGAGAAUGUGUCAAAAAGAGAAGUAUGCAGAGAGAUGAAAAGCCCCAAGGACAGGUUUGGAUUAGAACCAUUACGGAGAAGAGGCAAGGAGGGUACACUGACUGAAAAAGCCAUCAAGCGAUAGAACCUUUUAUGGAAGUUCUGUGUAAAUUGUACUUGCUGAAGAUUUUUGAUCUUCCUAAAGCCUGUUACAUAGAGGACUGGUGCUAGAACUAAUGGGUUUCCAGACAAAUGCCCACUGUGUGAUCAUCUCCAGUAAACGUUUUCAUACUGGGUACUGUGAUUUCCUGAUGUUAAGUGCCAUCUUCUGGUAGCAAUUUAAAACAACAGGGAGAAGAACUCAUCUAUCUAAGUAUCCCCCCCCCCUACCCUCAGUGGGGUGAUGCCCAUGUUUUGUGGUUCUACUGCUUUUCUAAAUUUGCGUUUCAUUUCUGGAAUUCCUUGUGUGGAUUCUGUAGAUGGCAUAAAUCCAAUUCAUAACCCCAACCUGAAUAGACCUGUUCAAUCAAUGGAACUCAAUUAGAUGUUGGUUUACCAAGUUCUCAUUGAUUCAGCAGUUGUGUGACUGACAACUGGAAUUAGGACAGAGGUGGGUAAAGUGCAGCCUUUCAGGUGUUGUUGGGCUGCAACUCCCAGCAGCCCUAAUCAGAAUAGCCAAAACUGACAGAUUAUUGGUGUCACCAUCUGGUAAAAUCUGGAACAACAACAUUUAUUUAUAACAUCAUUUUGCCAAAGGGCAGAAUACCAACACAUAUAAUCAAGCACAAGACAAUAAAACAAACACUAUCAUAUGCUAAAGUUAGCAUCCUUAACACCCCAUCAGUUGAUACUUGCCCCAGUAGUUUUAAACACACUCAGCAGCUUAAUCUGAUGAAUUAAAGAAAAAAGUGUUCUGCCUUUUAUGAAAAUGGUUAAUAUCCUCCUCCAGCCAGAGAUGCAAAAGAAGACUCUUCCACAAAUGUGGAGCCAAGUCCUGAAAGGCUCGCAACCUUGACAGAGCCAUAUGCAUUAUUGGAACUGUCAACAAUCCUUUACUUGUAGUUCUUAGGUUUCUAGAUGGUAUGUACCAUGCUAGGUGAGCUGUCAAAUACUGAGGGAGGUUAGAGCUCAAGGACUUAAAUAUCAAGCUGGUAGCCAAUGGAGGGAUCUGUGAGGAAGUGAGACUUGUGAAUAUUUAGGAAGAUUUAAAACAACCCCGAUGCACUAUUCUGGAUUAAAACCAGGGGGUAAAGAGAGCAGGAAGGCAAACGUGCCUCUAAGCUAAUAUUUCACACCUCGUCCAGGUGUGAAAUAACCAAGGCCUGGACGAGGAGAUAGGUAGUGUCAACAGUAAAAAAAACUACGGAUGCUAUGGAUGUUCAAAAGAUGGAAACUGCAUGCCUUUUCAGUUGCGUUGAUAAAGGGUCAUGGGGACAAAUGAUCAUCCAGCAAAAAUCCAAGGUCCCAGGCAACUGAGACAGAGCUGUGAAUCAUCCUUUAAACAUAGUGGAGGUAAUGAAAGUAGAGCUUCUGGGUGGUCAGGCUGAAACACCAGGAUCUCUGUUUUAUCCAUGUUCAACUUAAGACAGUGUCUGGUCAUGCACUGAGAAGUAUUCAACAGGCAAUCCAUCAUGGACUUCCACAUGGCAGUGUCAAAUAAAUCAAAGAUCUGAUUGUCAUCUGUAUAAAUGUGAUAUUUAAAACUCACUUCUGUAAUAAGAGAUCCAAGGGGAAGCAUAUAUAAUGAGAAAAGAAGAGGACCCAACACAGAUCCUUGAAGCACCUCUACAGUUACAGGGAGAGUAUAGAUGCCUGAAAAGAAACAGGAAAUGAAUGGUCCAACAUUUAAACUGGGAAUAGUAGGAUCUGAUGGUCCAAAGUGCGACAGAGAGGUAUGUUAGGAUCAACACAGAUGAUUGACACCAAGCUAGAAUGUAAUUUAGAACAUGAGUCAGAGCCAUUUCUGUGGAAUAUGAAACCCUGAUUGAAAUUGGUCAAAAAGAAAAUCAUGUGUGGCCAAAUAAGGUCCCAAGUGGGGGAGGGCUGCUCCCUCCAGGACUUUAGAAAGAAAUGGGAGGAGAGACAUAGGGUGAAAUUAACACAAAGCAAAGGAUCCAGGGGUGUUCUUUUAAUAAAGAGUGCAUAACAGCAUGCUUAAAACAACCCAGAAAAAUACUCUUUAAGAAAGAACAGUUCACCAAGUGAGCUAUAAAACGCAAAGGCACAAAGACUGGAUAAAGAAAAGAAGGAAAAGGGUCAACAGUACAAAAAGUAAGAGAGGGAGACAACACAUCCUGGAGGGCUGCACUUUGUCCACCCCUAAUUUGGGCCUAUGAAAUUGGCAUUUGUUAUUUUCACAUUUGUAAAGUUUCCUGUGAACUUAUCACACAAACAAAUAAGCUGGCUUACCUCUUUCACAUUCAGUUCAGGAUCCAGGAUGCCCCUGGAUGUUAUCAGAUCUAAAUUGCCACUGAUCUAGCCGCAAUGCCGCUGCCUGGAUGCAUUCCGGGUCAAAGCCUCACUUAACAGCACAUUCUCAAAGUCAGUUUUUGACUUCAAUAAAUGGCAGACUGAGCGAGACUUUGACCCAGGAUGCAUCUGGGCAGCGGCAUCACAGCUAGAUUGGCUGCGAUUUAGGUCUGAUAACAUCUGAGGGCAUCCCAGAUCCUGAACUGAAUACAGUAAAUGUUAGCUGGCUCAUAUCUUUGUGUGAUAAGCUCCCUGGUCUUAUAAUCAAAUGAACUUUUAAAAAGAAGAUGCACAUCUACCUAAAAAGCUAUCUUGUGUUUUAAUUCAAAAUUUAUAUGGCCUCCCCCUCCUCAGAAUUUUAACCCCUUCUUUCAACUUCCCUUUAACAAAUCCCUUCAUUUUUAAAAUGCUUCUUCAUUUGAAAUAAAAUAUGUUGAUCCUCUUUGGUGAUUUUCCAGUCACAUAGAUGAUGUAUCUGACAUGAUGGUGGACAGUGAUCCCACUUAGUUCAACAACACAUUGUUCCUUAGAUCCUGGGUGCUGCUUGGGGUUAAAUUCGGGGUUAUUGCCCAUCUCAUUAUGCGUGACUGACUCUUCUUACACUGAGCCAUUUAUGGUAUCAUUCUCCCCCUAGCAACCUCAAAGUGACCCCAAAAAUCUGGUGCUGUGCCUUUUUCCCCUCCUCCUCAACUACCUGAAUGAAUUGGACCAACAAUAUAUCUCACUACUAAAAUAUUGUUAUAGUUUCAUAUUUUUACAAAUAUAUUAUGCAGUUCUGAUUAUGAGGAAGUCGAUACAACAAAACUGUCCAUAUGUCCUCUGUGUGGAGGAGUCAUGCACAUGAAUACCUUAAACAUAUCCUCCAUGCACCACUACUCUCCCACCAAUGUCAAAGGAACCCUGUGCAGAAAUGUCUUUCUGUGUCAGAUAUCUGUGUUUCACUGGGGCAAUUUGUCUGUAAACUCCUAAAAUAUAGACGUUGUUAUAAGACGGCUAAAACUGACAAUCCUUGUGGUGAAUUUCAUUCAUUAUCGAUAACACCUUAUUGCAUAAAGUCAAAUACUGACUCUAUAAUACUGAGUCUGGCAGAUCUUAUAAUUUAAUAAAAUAUAUGUGCCCAAGGCCUUGUUUGGCUAUGGGGGGGCCUAAUUCCUGUGUGAUCGCUAAUUCAUCAUUCCUUGUUCCUGUCAAAAUAGUGGUUGCCAACUCAUGAUCUUCCAGAUGUUCUCAGAUCUGUUCUUUAACCAUGCUAGUUGCAGUUGAUAGAUGUCCAACAAUGUCUGGAUGACUACAUUUUUUUUAUUCCUGCUAUCAAUGUUUAUGUUAUUGAAGAGACAGGGAGAUAUACCAGUACUUUAACUUGCCAAUGUAAUAAGGUUAAGUAGCCUAACAGCAUGCCUGAAUUAUUCUAGCAAUAAAAACAUCUGAGCA